Messenger RNA from Schistosoma guineensis, 1241 nucleotides. The record is from the annotation of a GenBank genome assembly. NCBI's taxonomy places the organism in Eukaryota, Metazoa, Platyhelminthes, Trematoda, Strigeidida, Schistosomatidae.
GUAACUAAAGUAACGGUAAACUAGUGGAUCGAAAAUUCCCAAUAAAAUGGAUGUCCGGAUCAAAUAUCCGUUUAAACACUUCCUGAAAGAAGGAAUUGUUUCGAAGCCUAAGAAAAAAAGAACCGAAGUAAACAAUCAUAGCCCCACAAAUACAUAUGAUACUACAGGGCCAAAGGACGAUGAGAAUGCUUUAAUGAUAUCAAGUGGUGAUCAAAGUCAAACUAAAUACAGAAAACAACCAAAGAUAAUUAAAGGAAGGUCAAUAGUUGACAGACAUCCUAAUUUAAAUAAAAAUUCAAUUGAAAAACACUGUUUCGGAGUACAACCAGGUUUAUCACAAACUGAGAUAACUGCAGAACUAAUUCGAUACUCGCAAAUGGUCAGUAAAAUACAAGAAACUAACCCACAACUUUUCCUACGAAAAUAAUUAAAUAAAACUACAUACAUGAGGUCUUUUUGCCAACAUUACCCCUUAAAAUACAUAUCAAUGGUAAUUUGUAGAGUAACAGACUCCAGUGUGAAAUAAACUACAAUACUGAUAAUAAUUUCUCGGCAACUAAACUGUUGCAUAAACAAAUAAAAUCCUUAACGACUUCCAGAUAUUAUUGUAUUUCUGAUCAAGAAACCUAAACAAUGUAUGUUCUAAUAUCGGUGUUGAUGUUAUAACCACAUUAAGUUUCACAGCACAAGCUUACGCUGAAAACUAGAAACUGAAGCAAAGAAAUGACAGUAAUCCACUCAAGAAACUCUUUAAAUGAGGAAAUACAUAUCCAGACCUUUGUGAAUUAAAAUGAGCGUCUACUUGAACAUUUUCUUACCUAACUGAUUAUUCACUAAAAAAAUGAGGAAGUGUCGAUAAUUUUCUGCAUACGUUGGCUGAAAAAAUUCCAAACCGAUGCAAAAGAGGAUUUGUAGUGACAUUAGUGUCUUGAUAUCAAGAAACACGUUUCCUCAAACAAUUUAGAAAAUAGUGUGUGCAUUCUGUAGGACUAUCAUACCAACUAGUCAUAUUUUUAAGAAGUUAUUUUUAAAGAUUAGUGACAAUUUCAGUGAUAUGGUUGAAAAUAGGUGAGCCCAAUAGUUAAGCCUUAAUUAUUUUGGCCGGUAAACAACUAAUGAUGAUUUACAAUCCAAAUGAAUUUUAAACAUAAAUAAAUAUAUUUGUAAUAUCCCAAUGAGUAGAAAAGAAUUGGCUUACACUGAGUCACGAAACGUCAUAAAAUCUGAUUUUUCUACUCAUU